Durusdinium trenchii is the source of this 627-nucleotide messenger RNA. The record is from the annotation of a GenBank genome assembly. Lineage: Eukaryota; Dinophyceae; Suessiales; Symbiodiniaceae.
AUGCCAUCCAAAGCCUGCUCCGUGGCCCUGGCCGGCGCUGGUGCCUAUGCGGCUGCCACGGCCUUCCUGGCUCCGAACGCCGCGCCGCAGGUGAAUCAGGAGCUUCAGGUGCGCCACCUGCGCCAGCAGCCUGCCGAGAGCUCUUCCUCCUCCUCCACCGGCGUCAUGGCGCUCGGCGCCGCUGGCGUCGUCGUGGCCUCCGCCCAGGCGGCCAAGCGCACCGUGCGCCGAGCACAGGUGGUGCGACAGGCCACGGCCGUGGCGGAGAAGACCUUCACCAAGAUGCCGGCUUCCGUGAAGCCCGGUGUGGUGACCGGACAGGCCUUGGUCGACCUGCUGAACUAUGCCAAGGACUCUGCAAACCCCACUGAGAACCAGUUCGCCAUCCCCGGCGUGAACGUGGUGAGCUCCAGCAGCGUGAACGCCUGCAUGGAAGCGGCCAAGAAGGCCGGUGGCCCUGUGAUGGUGACCUUCUCUAAGGGCGGUGGCCAGUUCCUUGCUGGCAAGGCCGCCGACAACAGCGACGACGCCGCCUCCAUCGCCGGCACCAUCGCGGGCGCUUUGCACGUGCGUCAGGCGUGGAACCACGUGAUUCGUGGGCCCAUCUCCUUGGCCUCGGAGACUUGA